Trichosurus vulpecula (common brushtail) is the source of this 2775-nucleotide messenger RNA. RefSeq names its product MYB proto-oncogene like 2 (gene MYBL2). Gene Ontology annotation, biological process: regulation of DNA-templated transcription. The coding region runs from base 64 to 2178 and encodes 704 amino acids. Gene Ontology annotation, cellular component: nucleus. The transcript is spliced from 14 exons. The record is from RefSeq and is a predicted model, not a curated record. NCBI's taxonomy places the organism in Eukaryota, Metazoa, Chordata, Mammalia, Diprotodontia, Phalangeridae. Gene Ontology annotation, molecular function: RNA polymerase II cis-regulatory region sequence-specific DNA binding; DNA-binding transcription factor activity, RNA polymerase II-specific.
CCUCUCUCCUCCCCUCCCUCCCCGCCCUUAUGACCCCCUGGCCCCGGGGGCAGCAGAGAGGGGAUGGCUCGCCGGACUCGCGGCAUCGAGGAUCAAGAUGAGUUGCACUGUCAGGACACAGAUUCGGAUGUGCAAGAACAGAGGGAAAAUAAAUGCAAGGUCAAGUGGACUUACCAAGAGGAUGAGCAGCUGAAGGCUCUCGUGAAGCAGUAUGGGCAACAGGACUGGAAGUUUCUUGCAAGCCACUUUCCUAAUCGCAGUGAUCAGCAGUGCCAGUAUCGCUGGUUGAGGGUCUUGAAUCCAGACCUCGUCAAGGGACCUUGGACAAAAGAAGAAGAUCAGAAGGUCAUUGAACUGGUGAAGAAAUAUGGCACCAAACAAUGGACGUUGAUUGCCAAGCAUCUGAAAGGGCGUCUGGGGAAGCAGUGCAGAGAGCGCUGGCACAAUCACCUGAACCCAGAGGUGAAGAAGUCAUGCUGGACAGAGGAGGAGGACCGCAUCAUCUGUGAGGCUCACAAGGUCCUGGGCAACCGCUGGGCUGAGAUUGCCAAACUUCUCCCUGGAAGGACUGACAAUGCGGUGAAGAACCACUGGAACUCUACCAUCAAACGGAAGGUGGACACUGGGGGCUUCCUGAAUGAGACAAAGGACCCUAAGUCUUUGUACCUGCUGGUGGAAGUGGAGGAUAGGGAGGGUCAGACGAGCAUCCAUUCAGCAGAGAGCCAGAAUAACGUUACUACUGAUUGGUCCACUGGGGUCAUGGAAGUGAAGGAGGAAGUCAGUGAGGAGGAGGUAGUGGCCACAUCAGGUGUUAAGGCCAUAAUCACCCCUACGGAGCAGCAAAAGGGGUCUCAUGAGGAGCCAGCCGAAGACCUGAUCCCUGAUCCCAUGGAGGAGACUCCCAAGGACCUGAAGUCUGAGGAUUCUCCAAUUGAAGUUAGCUCCCCGUACAAGUGGGUGGUGGAAGCUGCUAACUUCUUGUGUCCGGCUACGAUGCCGAACCUGACGGAUGCCCUGGAUCUGAUAGAAUCGGAUCCCGAUGGAUGGUGUGACCUAAGUAACUUUGAUCUGCCUGAGGAGUUAUCCAACGGUGGUGCUAACAGCAGCGGCAGUAGCAGCGACAGCCCAGUUAAACAGAUGCUCAACAAGCCAACGGUCUUUGCCCACAGCAUGACGGAGUACCGUCUAGAUGGACACACCAUCUCUGACCUGAGCAAAGGCAGCCGAGGGGAGCUGAUCCCCAUCUCGCCCAACACCGAAGUCAGCUUUAGUACCCCGCCCUCCAUUCUCAAGAGGCAGAAGAAGAGAAGGGUCACUCUUUCUCCUGUCACAGAGAACAGCCCCAAUGCCAGCUACUCCUUUGUGGAUUCCUGUAAUAGUCUCACUCCCAAGAGUACGCCGGUGAAGACGCUUCCUUUCUCUCCAUCCCAGUUUUUAAACUUCUGGACCAAACAGGACACUUUGGAGCUAGAGAGCCCUUCACUGACAUCCACACCUGUGUGUAGCCAGAAGGUCAUCGUCACCACCCCGCUGCACCGGGACAAGACCCCACUGCACCAGAAGAGCAAUGCAUUCGUUACCCCGGAUCAGAAAUACUCAAUGGACAACACUCCCCACACACCUACCCCUUUCAAGAAUGCCCUGGAGAAGUAUGGACCACUAAAACCUCUGCCCCAGACCCCGCACCUGGAAGAAGACUUGAAGGAGGUUCUUCGGACUGAGGCUGGCAUUGAGCUGAUCAUAGAAGAUGAUGUGAAGCUUGAGAAGCAAAAGAGGAAACAAGGACUACAUCGGAGUCCAAUUAAGAAAGUCCGAAAAUCCCUUGCCCUCGACAUAGUGGAUGAAGAUCUGAAGCUUGUGGUGUCUUCCCUGCCAAAGACUGUGUGUAUCAAAAGAAACCAGCCAACAAGCUUCUUGUCUAGCUCCCUCAGUCUGACCUCCUCAAGCAGCAAAGACGACAAUAGUUUGCUCAACCAAGGGUUUCUACAGGCAAAUCCGGAGAAGGCUUCAUUCCCGAAGACACUGAGCCAUUUCCAGGGCCCUGCCCCGAUGUCCAGUGCUUGGAAAGUUGUGGCUUGUGGUGGAACCAGAGACCAGCUUUUCAUGCAGGAAAAGGCCCGGCAGAUCUUGGGUACCCUAAAGCAGAGCCACACUUCUCGGACUCUAAUCUUGUCAUGAAAAAUAUGGGAUUUUGACGUUGUAGUUGGUUUUUCUUUUCUGACUUUUUUUAGGGGCAUAAAAAUGUGUUCCCUGGCUCAGGUGUCUCCUAAGCAGGGUAUGAAUUUGAAAUUUUAUUUUUUCAAAAUAACUUAUUAAAAAAAAAGUUUUCAGGGGCUUAAUUGGAUUUUGUGGUACAAGAGAGAAGUCUGCCUCUACACUCCUUCUGUGGAUUCACGUGGUAGCUGCAUAGAGAGAAGUGUGAUUUUUGGAUCUGUCUUGGGGGGAAGAAGAACACUGGAUCCUUUCCUUGGUUCUGCAGAAUCUCUGCCCUGGGAUCUGGCUUUUCCUUUCCCUUCCAUGGACAUUACCUGGUGCUUCCGAGAAACCUUGAAACUCAGUGUCCUACUGCCAUGUUAAUACCAGGAAAGUUGGGUUUUUCCCUAUUCGCGUGUUUUCAGCAUGAUCUCGCCCUUCUGUUGAAGACCUUGAAAGGGAGGAUCUCCGGGGAAUUCCUCUUGAAUUUGGGCGCCUGUUCAGCCAAGACAAGGUGGUGUCCAAGGGGCCAUAGAGAGUGUCAUUCAUUGUCUCUCAGCUGGUCCUUUUUCCCCACGUUCC